AUGAACUACUAUAAAGGCGAGUGUGAGUUGUUACUACGAAAAUAUUUUCUCUGUGUAGAAGAGAAAAGAGCCUUGGAGGAUACGGUGCGAGACAUGAGGCGCGAGCUGUCAGCAUUGACGGAUGAAUUGGCUAUUGUCCGCCGCGGAUACGACGAUCAGUUGUCGCAGAUGACAGAACAUGUUGCGGAGUUGAAUGGGAAACUCGCAGGUAUUGAAAGAGAGCGGACAGAACAAAAAACUCCUGCUACGCCACAGAGGAGUGGGGUAGGAAUUUCUUUAUUUCCAUUAAGUACUUUGGCAAGCGGAUGAUA
This is a messenger RNA of Strongylus vulgaris, 311 nucleotides long. Lineage: Eukaryota; Metazoa; Nematoda; Chromadorea; Rhabditida; Strongylidae. The record is from the annotation of a GenBank genome assembly.